AUGACGGAAGAUGAAUUAGUUGAACUCCUCGGUGAACUAUCAAUUGAAGAAAAGGAAUUUAAUAAGGCAAAAAAGGUAUUACAAGGUGCUUCACAAGAUCAUCAGGAUUUAAAAAAGAGCUAUGAAAUCCUUUCAAAAUGUUCCCAAAUACCAAAACUAUCAGAUAAUAUUUAUAGAAUUAUGGAAGAGGAUAUGCUGAAGUUUUUACUUGGCUUGCAAAUUAUGCAAGAUUCUAGGGGUAUUAUUCUUAUUAAUAUCAUUAAGUCAAAAGUUGCAAACGAAGAUUUAGAGAAGGUAAUUCUCAAGAUAUUGAGCCUGAUUCAGACUAUACUAAAAAGAAUUGACAGAUUGGGCCUUAGAGUAUUUUAUUUGUCCUUAUACUUUGCAAUAAUUUCAAACUUUAAUAUAUCCUAUCCUCAGCAUGUAUCGUUAAUGCUUCAAUAUCUAAAUCCAUUACACAACCAAGGCAACGAGGAGAAGGAAAAGGCACACGAAGUCUAUAGCUUGGUAUUACUUGUUAUUAUAAAAAAUUUAGAAUUACUUGUCGAAGAAACAACCGAAAUAAUAACUAGCUACCUAGAAAUUUUGGUAGACAACGAGCCCGAUGAAAUAUCAAUUACUAGUUUUUUGAAUUUAGUGAAAUGCUUGGAGUCUCUUUUUCCUAUUGUGCCAUCGGUAUCAAAUACUAUAUAUAUGAGUGAAGGUUGCAAAGAGAUAAUACUAUUUCAAGUUUCAAAAAUGUCUUCCGCAUCUCUAGAGUAUGCGAGUAAUCAGCUUAUAACGACUGAGAUCUUGAAACUUGUCAGCAGCUCGUGCAUAAAUGAGCAAUGCCGUUCAUUUAACUAUUCUAACUAUCUUGAGUUAUUGAAAAUUGGAACUAAGUUACAGGGCGAAGAUGUUUUAGAAAUAAGACUUUUGUCUUCAUUAGGUAUUAUUAAACUCUGGAAUUUUAUCCAAUUAGAAAAAGACCUGAAAAGAGAUUCAAGUAUAAAUAUGUCCGAAUUAUCAGAUAUAUUGAUAAACUAUUUGAGGUCUGCCGACUCUAAAUUGAACGACACAAAUUUGGAGUACUGUGUUGAGGGUUUAGCCUAUUUAAGUUUGAAUACAUCUGUCAAACAAAAAUUGAGAAAUGAUGAAAACUCAAUUGAAAGUAUAUUAGUUAUAUUGAAAAAGAAAACAGAAGUAAAUGAAAAAAGCUUACUGACUAAUUCUUCAUUAGUUUACGGACUUUUGUUAAUCCUAUCGAACUUAACAAAAUUGAAAGUUGUGGCUGCUAAUUCUCAAAAGAAAACAACUAAUUACUUAAACUUUGCAACCCCUAAUAAUAUAAAUGACGAUAAAGAUGAAAAUCAGGAAAGUAUCCAAAAUUUUAACAGCUCCUUACUAAUAAAUUACAAGGUUGUGGAAAUAAUGUCUAAAAUAAAAGUUUAUAAAUCCCCUGAUUCUGCAGGGCAUAAUAAUAAUAUAAUAUCCCAAGUUAUAACAAUGAUUUCUAUGAUAUCUACUAAUCAAGACAAAUCUACAAGACAAGAACUUAUCAAGCAAGGUGCAUUAAAUAUUGUUUUAGAUUACCUCAUUAAAAAUAGUAUCGUUAAGAAAAACUUGGGGAACGAGACGAGACCAAGUAGUUCAAAUGAUGAGUUAGUUGAGACCAGACUUCUAGCUUUGAGGUCGUUAGCAAGGAUUUUGAUUUCAGUUAAUCCUUCUCUAGCAUUUAAUAAAUAUGAUAUAAAGACCUGUUUACCAUUUUUGAUUGAGUUACUAGGUCCUGAUAUUUCCCAGUACAAUGGCUCCCUUGGGGAUGCUGGGGAUGAUCAGUAUUUGUAUGAUGGAGUUAGCAAUUUGGAUAAAUAUGAGUCAUUACUUGCAUUGACAAACAUUUCAGCCGCUCAAAACAGCACUGGAACCAAUGAAUUGAGACCGCUAAUAAUAUCUAAAACAUUCGAUAAGUAUUUGGACAAUUUUAUUAUUGAUUCAGAUUUACCGCAAAUUCAAAAAGCUACUUGGGAAUUGAUUUCUAAUUUAAUAACGGAACCAAGUUUGUUAGUCAAAUUCUUUAAUAUAGAAAAGCAGGACAACUUAAAAAGGUUGCAAUUGCUAAUUAGGCUCUUGGACUCAACCGAUGAACUGCUUCAGACAGUGAUUGGAGGCUUAAUAGCAAAUGCCACCUCUGAGUUUGAGAUGAUUUCCCAAAUAUUGGUCCAGAAUGUUACCUUAAAAGAUCAUUUGUUGUCCAUCCUUACAAAUAUUUUUGAAAGUCAAAAUUUGAAUGAUGAUUUACUAUUAAGAGCCAGUUACAUAUUAUUAAACUUGGUUUAUUCUGCAUCAAAAUUAGGCGCAGAAUAUAUAGACAAGUUCAGGGAAGACAAAAAGUUGAAGGAUUCGUUAGGUUUGGCUUUACGUGCGAACAAGAAUAAGGAAAUAUUGGAAAUUAUAAUUGAAAUAAUUAAAUUAGUUAAUUUUAAAUAG
Messenger RNA from Debaryomyces fabryi, 2469 nucleotides. RefSeq lists its product as uncharacterized. The record is from RefSeq and is a predicted model, not a curated record. The transcript has a single exon. The coding region runs from base 1 to 2469 and encodes 822 amino acids. NCBI's taxonomy places the organism in Eukaryota, Fungi, Ascomycota, Pichiomycetes, Serinales, Debaryomycetaceae.